AUGCCCAAGAAUGAGUGGAUCCGAAUGGACCGAGGUUACGUCGACCGCAUCGAAGAACGCAAGCAGGUCAUGCAGAGCAACCCCAAGGAAGCAUUUGGUAGCAACGCAAUUGUUGACCCAGCAAUUGCAGAGCUAUAUCAGGAAAUCAUGGAUUUUCUGCCCCGGCGAUUCCCCACCAUGUUUGACUUGUGUGGAGAUUCCUUGUACAACAAGGUCACCGGCCAGUCGUAUUCGGUCAAUCUCACCGAGCUGGACCCUAUGACUAUGCUCCGUAACUUGGGCGAGAACGUUGAAGAAGACUUCUACAUCAUGUGUCCCGAUUCUGACAAUGAGCUGAGACUACAGGGUUACAUCGCAUGCUUUCCCGGUGGAUUUCUGAGCCCAUCCCGGGUUGGCAUGUCGAUGCGUGAGAUACACCAGCCCGUCCCUGGCUAUGAAGCUCGUAUUGGUAAAGGAGCGGACCGCUUCCUUGCUCGGCUUGAAGGAGGUGCCUUUGUUGGAAGAAUGAACUGGAGCCUCCAGACGGAUGGCCGGGAUCUCUUCCGCGUGGACGGCAAUAACUUCUAUCCAGAACAAGGCCAUCAAUUACCCACAGAGCAGCUGCCUGUCAACCUCGACGAUUGCUAUCUCCGGGUGGAGCAUCAAACACUGACACGACUGACGAAAUCGCGUGCUGUCAUCUUUUGCGUUCGCUCAUACAUGACUACGCUACGAGAGGUGAGAGUGGAGGGAAAUGGGCCCGCACUAGCCAAUGCCAUCGAGAGCAUGCCGGAGAAACUGGGUGAUUACAAGAUGCGGCCUAUGUGGAGUGAGGCCAUUUACCCAUACCUUCGUUCGCAAUAG
This is a messenger RNA of Penicillium samsonianum, 843 nucleotides long. Its product is annotated as heme-dependent oxidative N-demethylase family protein. The coding region runs from base 1 to 843 and encodes 280 amino acids. The transcript is spliced from 2 exons. Lineage: Eukaryota; Fungi; Ascomycota; Eurotiomycetes; Eurotiales; Aspergillaceae. The record is from RefSeq and is a predicted model, not a curated record.